ACCCGCACCAUCGAGUGCUGCUCUGAGAUGAGAGCAGGAGCAGAGGGUCUCCACACUCAGGACCUUGAGAUGCCGGGCUUGGACCAGAACUAGGGAGGGACCAGACUGGGGCUGUCCCUUUUUCAAGCUAAAGGGGAUGUACAUGCAGGUCACCUUGCCUGGUUCGGAGCUGAGCUGCCGUGACCCUCUUUCCCUUGCCCGGUGUGAGCUUCUGGAGGCCACUGAGGCAGAGCCAGAGGCGCCAGCUGCAGAGCUCCAGCCGGCGGCAGAAGCAGGGCAGUGGACAGUGGUGGAGGUAGAGCUGGCUCCAGCUCCGUCAAUACCACCCCCUCUAGCGCUGGAGCCAGCGUCCCCUCCAUCAGCAGUGUUGGAGCUGGAGCAAGGGCCCACGUCGGCUCCAGCAGGAGUGGGAGCUGCUGAGCUGGAGUCACCUGGACCAUCAUUUCUAGUGGGAAGUCCAUCUCCACCUGUGGCCAUUAAGGAGGGUGAGAAGAAGCCUAACUUCACGGCCUUCCCUCCUAAGCUGGUGGCGGAGCAGUUGACCGUGAUGGAUGCCACCGUAGAGGUGGACACUAACAGGACCUGCUGCACAAAGUGGCUGUGCCGGCUCCAUGAGGAGUGCGAGAUCCUGAAGAACUUCUCCUUGCUCUGCGCUGUCAUCUCUGCUCUGCAGAAAACCUCCAUAAGCCACCUGAAGAACAUGUGGGCGGAUGUUUCCCGGAUCACGCUUUGA
Messenger RNA from Diceros bicornis minor, 733 nucleotides. Its product is annotated as ral guanine nucleotide dissociation stimulator-like. The record is from RefSeq and is a predicted model, not a curated record. Gene Ontology annotation, molecular function: guanyl-nucleotide exchange factor activity. Gene Ontology annotation, biological process: small GTPase-mediated signal transduction. The coding region runs from base 137 to 733 and encodes 198 amino acids. Lineage: Eukaryota; Metazoa; Chordata; Mammalia; Perissodactyla; Rhinocerotidae. The transcript is spliced from 5 exons.